Molecule: messenger RNA, 3838 nt
Organism: Medicago truncatula (barrel medic)
Lineage: Eukaryota; Viridiplantae; Streptophyta; Magnoliopsida; Fabales; Fabaceae
Product: E3 ubiquitin ligase PQT3-like
Exons: 15
Coding region: 879-3581 (900 amino acids)
Biological process (GO): ubiquitin-dependent protein catabolic process; mRNA processing; protein ubiquitination
Cellular component (GO): nucleus
Molecular function (GO): zinc ion binding; ubiquitin protein ligase activity; nucleic acid binding
Source: RefSeq, a predicted model, not a curated record
UUAACGAGUUACGGUUAGUUAAACUUAUCAAAGCAAAGCAACAUUGCACUGUUCUCUUCUCGUGAGUCCCCCCAAAUCCCAUAACAUAAUUCAAUUCACACAAACCAUUCUCUCUUUUUUGCUCCCAUCUUUCUACUCUUAUCCUCUCUCAUCCUAACUUUCCCAACCCUAACAUAACAAACUCUUCAAUUCAAUUCAAUUCUCCAUAACCGCUCUUCGAUCCUUUUCACCGUUUUUCAAUAAUCAAUUCCAAUUUUCCUCUGCUACAUCGCUACAAGAAGAAGAUGACGAAGAUGAUGAAGAUGUUCGCGAUUCUCCUUUGAAGUCUCCAUCGCUGCCGAUCAGGAAGGUUCACUCCGAAUCAGAACAACCGUUCACAAGCUCGUCGUUUAGGGUUUGAUUACGAUUUAAUUACCGAAGGAACAAUCACAUCUUGUUGUUCUUCUUCUUCGGUUCGAUUCAAUCUCAAACCCUAAUUACUCUUCAUAUGGCUUCUCCAAGUUUCUGAUUUGUAUUCGCUGGAUUUGGAUUCGCCUUAUUCUCACGCUAAACAGUUCCCAAGGAAGGUUUUUUGGUCCGUUCGUGAUUCAGAGUUUUGUAACGAAGAGGAAGCUUCAGUCAAGAAUUAAUCAAGUGAAUCUCAUUGGCUUGAUCGGUUCGAUUUGUGUUCGAUCCUAACCUUAGUAUAAUCUGCAAGUUUAGGGAAGAGAAAAAAGAGGAAAAAAAUAGCUUGAAUUUAUUGUACUGUUUUUGAUUUUUUGAGUUUCAAUAUCAGGGUUUUCUAUUAGUUAUUAUUUUUAUAAUUUCAGAGGCCCUUUGUGUUUUGUUAUUGCUUUGGUAAAUUAAUCAUCUUUUAUAGAUUGAAAGAGAUAUAUACCAUGGCGGUGUAUUAUAAAUUUAAAAGUGCAAGAGAUUAUGAUUCAAUUUCCAUGGAUGGUCCUUUCAUCUCUGUUGGUACUUUGAAAGAAAAAAUAUUUGAAUCAAAGCAUUUAGGGAGAGGUACUGAUUUUGAUCUCGUCGUCACCAAUGCCCAAACCAAUGAAGAAUAUCUUGAUGAAGAAAUGUUGAUCCCUAAAAAUACCUCAGUGUUAAUUCGUCGGGUUCCAGGACGACCACGUUUACCAAUUGUUACCGAACAAGAACAAAAGGUGGAAAAUAAGGUGGUGGACACUGAACCUGCUAACAGUAGCUUACCAGCUGAUGAUAUGUCUGCCAUGAAAUAUGUUGAAGAUUCAGAUUGGGAUGAAUUUGGCAAUGAUUUGUAUUCAAUACCCGAUCAACUUCCAGUUCAAUCAAUCAAUAUGAUUCAAGAGGCUCCUCCAACAAGCACAGUUGAUGAAGAAAGUAAGAUUAAGGCAUUGAUUGAUACUCCAGCGUUGGAUUGGCAACAUCAAGGUUCAGACUUUGGUGCUGGUAGAGGUUUUGGAAGGGGCAUGGGUGGACGGAUGGGUGGUGGACGUGGUUUCGGGUUGGAGCGGAAAACACCUCCACAAGGCUAUGUAUGUCACAGAUGCAAGGUGCCUGGACAUUUCAUUCAGCACUGCCCCACAAAUGGUGAUCCAAAUUAUGACGUCAAGAGAGUCAAGCAACCUACUGGUAUUCCUAGAUCUAUGCUGAUGGUAAAUCCACAAGGUUCCUAUGCUUUGCCAAAUGGUUCGGUAGCUGUUUUGAAGCCAAAUGAGGCUGCUUUUGAGAAAGAAAUGGAAGGGAUGCCAUCUACUACCCGAUCUGUCGGGGAUCUGCCACCUGAGCUCCACUGCCCCUUGUGCAGUAAUGUUAUGAAAGAUGCUGUGUUGACAAGCAAGUGCUGUUUUAAAAGUUUCUGUGACAAAUGUAUUAGGGACUAUAUUAUUUCCAAGUCAAUGUGCGUAUGUGGUGCAAUGAAUGUUCUUGCAGAUGAUCUUUUACCUAAUAAGACAUUAAGAGAUACCAUCAAUCGCAUACUGGAGUCAGGCAAUAGCAGUACUGAAAAUGCUGGGAGCACUUAUCAAGUUCAAGAUAUGGAGUCUGCUCGCUGUCCACAACCUAAGAUUCCAUCUCCAACGUCAUCUGCUGCCUCUAAGGGAGGACUAAAGAUUUCACCUGUUUAUGACGGAACAACAAAUAUACAGGAUACAGCUGUUGAAACAAAGGUCGUUUCUGCUCCACCGCAGACAUCGGAACAUGUUAAGAUACCUAGAGCCGGUGAUGUAUCUGAAGCUACUCAUGAAUCUAAGAGUGUGAAGGAACCAGUGUCUCAAGGGAGUGCCCAGGUUGUUGAGGAAGAAGUGCAGCAAAAGUUGGUUCCUACUGAAGCAGGAAAGAAAAAGAAAAAGAAGAAAGUCCGUAUGCCUACAAAUGAUUUUCAGUGGAAACCCCCACAUGAUCUUGGGGCUGAGAACUAUAUGAUGCAAAUGGGCCCACCUCCCGGCUAUAAUCCAUACUGGAAUGGCAUGCAACCUUGCAUGGAUGGAUUUAUGGCACCGUAUGCUGGUCCAAUGCAUAUGAUGGAUUAUGGUCAUGGCCCCUACGACAUGCCAUUUCCAAAUGGCAUGCCUCAUGACCCGUUUGCAAAUGGAAUGCCUCACGACCCAUUUGGCAUGCAAGGUUACAUGAUGCCUCCUAUUCCGCCUCCGCCUCAUAGGGAUCUUGCUGAGUUCAGUAUGGGGAUGAACGUUCCACCCCCAGCUAUGAGUAGAGAGGAGUUUGAAGCUCGUAAAGCCGAUGCGAGGAGGAAGCGUGAAAAUGAGCGGCGGGUUGAAAGGGAUUUCUCCAAGGAUCGAGAUUUUGGUAGGGAAGUGAGCAGUGUUGGGGAUGUUUCUUCAAUAAAAUCAAAAACUAAACCAAUUCCACCGUCUUCAGCAAGCGAUUAUCAUCAAAACCGUCACCGUUCAGAACGGCCAUCGCCAGAUUCAUCCCACCGUGAAGUUGAACCACCGCGUCCAACCAAAAGAAAAUCAGAUCACUCUGAACGCGAACGCGAAGACAGAGAUCGAGACUACGACUACCAUGACCGUCACCAGGAUCGCGACUACGAGCACGACCGUCACCAGCACCGCCGUCAUCACCACCGAACAGAAGCGUCGUCCAAGAAAUCAACAGAUCCAGUCACCAAAUCCACAUCUAGGAAGUCAUCGGAACCAGAUAUCAAAUCCAAGUCCAGAAAAUCAUCUGAACCAGUGACUAAAUCCUUAUCUUUAUCAAAGACAGCACAAACUACAUCGGCGGAAGCAGCGGCCGCCGCAGCUGCAGAUCGGAAGCAGAAGGCGAGUGUCUUCUCACGGAUAAGCUUUCCUUCUGAGGAAGAAGCUGCUGCUGCUGCUAAAAAGAGAAAGUUGAGCGCUAGUUCUACAACUGAAGCAUCCACCGCCGCUACCGCCAGUGUCUCUGCGAAAGCUCCUUCCACUACGCAUCUGUCUAACGGAGGGAGGAAGAGCAAAGCUGUUAUGGAUGAUUAUGAAUCUAGCGAUGACGACGAGGAUGACGAGAGGCAUUUUAAACGGAGGCCGUCAAGGUAUGAGCCGUCUCCACCGCCGCCGGUGGAUGAUUGGGUGGAGGAAGGAAGACACUCUAGAGGAACAAGAGAUCGGAAGCAUAGAUAGAUGAAGAAUUUGGCAUUUUGGAAGAGCUGUGUUGUUGCAGUGCUCGUUACGCUAUGGAGUCAUCACCAGCAAAAAUCUUUACCUCUAUCGAUCCAUUUCGAUGCUUAAAAUAAACUUUGUUGGGAUGAUUUUUACAGUGUAACUUUUUUGUGACUCUACUAUUAUUAAGUUUCAAUAAUUUCGUCCAUGUACAAUUAUUAUGUAUGUCUUAUUCAAAUCUUAUUAAAUGAAUCAGUUGCUUUGUUUUUUCAUUCAAA